Messenger RNA from Aedes albopictus (Asian tiger mosquito), 4761 nucleotides. Its product is annotated as leukocyte receptor cluster member 8 homolog. The coding region runs from base 246 to 2816 and encodes 856 amino acids. The transcript has 5 exons. The record is from RefSeq and is a predicted model, not a curated record. Gene Ontology annotation, cellular component: nucleus. Lineage: Eukaryota; Metazoa; Arthropoda; Insecta; Diptera; Culicidae.
UUUUCUUCUCACUUCGCCCUUCUCACGCGCAUUCCUCCAUCGUUUUCGUCAUUCGUGAUUCGUAUGAAAAAGUGUGUCGUGAAUUCAAGUGGUGCAGUGCCCAUUUCAAGUUAUUUUUCAGCGGUAAAAUUCGAGGAUUAUUUCUCAAACUUCGUUCAUCGGAUAGAUUAUCAGGGUUGAAAUCGCCAAGCGCUAGCGCUACGCAGUUGAAAGUAUACGUCGAUCGUAGCUCGUCGCACGCUGUGAUGAGCAGUUCAGCAGGUGGGGUAGUCGUAAGUAACGCGUUGCCUGGAGGAAACUGCAUGAGUUCGGAAGAUAAAUCGAAUAAUUUAGCAUCGACGACGGCGAAUCCUUACGGAAUGGCUUAUCAACAGUACGCUCAGUAUUGCAACGCGUACUAUCAGCAGUUGCAGUACAAUUCCGGGGGGUCAAUGUCGACGAAUGUUCCGCCACCGCCGAUGUCGGCCAGUGGAGGAGGGGGUUCUCCCGGAGGUGGCGCUGCGCCGGGUUUCACAAGCGCCACGAUGUCCACCGUAUCCGGUGGUCCCGGAGGAGACGGUUCCGAUGGAUCGUCCUCACCGUCGUCAGGUAGUUUAUUGAACAAGUCGUCAUUUUUUAGUCCUCAGCAGCAGCAACAGGAUGGGAACAUGCAAGGAUUCAAACAAGCGCCGAGUCAGUUCGGACCGAUUCGAUUCAAUAUCAACAAGCAACCCCAGAGGGUGAGUCCAUUGGUGCAGCAGAGCAACCCUCUGUCGGGUGGAUCUCCUCAGUUGCCCCCGCCACCACAACAGCAGCAGCAGCAGCAACAACAACAACAACAACAGCAGUUCAAUCAGAACAAUCAGCAGAUGAGCAAGAGAAAAAAGAAAAAGAACAAGAACAAUAUGAACAACAACAACAUGGCAAAUCAGCAGCAGAACAAGCAGAUUUUUAACAAUGGAGGAAUACCGCCAUUGAUGCCGCCGGUUCCUCCGGCUGCUCCGAACUUUUCCUCGCCGGUUCAGGUGCCGGAUUUGAGCAAGCCUCCACCGCCGUUUCCCGGUCAAUCCGGUAUGGUUGGGGGAACUAUUAGUACCACUGUUCCACCGCCGCCGGUCAUGAAGAAACCGGAUCCGUUCAACAAUCCGACCGACACUUGGCCAGAAAGUCUGAACAACUUUGUCGCGCGCUGUUACGCCAAAUGCAAGACAGAUUUCGAUAAGGAUCAGAUCGAUAUUUGCCUUAAGGGGCGCAUCACAGCUGCCGCGAACAAAGGUGAAUUGUGGACCAAGGAUUGGGAUAACGAGCCGGUGCCGAGCGUUCAUAGCGAACGGGCCCUGCUGACGCCAAACCAGAACAAACCGAAACAAUCCGGAAUCGUCGGUAGCAUUAGCCAGUAUCAGAACCAGAACAACCGAAGCGGUAGUCCUUCUCCUCCCAAUGGAUUCGGUCGAAACAGUCAAAACUUUGCCGCCCGCAAGAACGGCUCCUCUGGUGGGCUGGGGAUGCCCCAUUCGCUCGGUUCUCGCCUGGGAAACAAGUCCGGUUCGAAAAAGUCUCGCUCGUCUCGUUCGCGCUCCCGAUCUCCCUCAAGUCGCUACAGCACCAGCCGGAGCCGUCGCAGUCGGUCUUCCAGCACGGAGUCCCGUUCACCUCGCCGCAAGCGCCGCUCCUCCGAUAGUAGCGAAGAUGGCGGAAGUCGCAACUCCUCCGUCGUAGGAAAAUCUUUCAAGCUCAAAAACCAAAAAGUCAAUCAGAAAAAUAAGUCCAACACCAAAAACCAGAACCACCAGAAACGGUCCGGUUUCUACUCGGAGCAUGGUCAGAUCGGAGGCGCCGUGGAUGGUGAUCAGGAAGCGCUGAAGAAACGUGCCGCCCGGUUCAACUCCAACAGCAAGAAAAUCUCGCCUCCCAGCUUCGCCGCCGCUUCCCCGCUGAAGAAACGCCUGCAGAUGCCGACGCCUUCCCGACUGUUCAUCGAUGAUGCCGCCGGAGACGGAGAUGGUGGCCUGGACCUGUUCGACCUGCACAUCGUGGGAACCUGUCGCGAUCUGGAGAAGAGCUUCCUGCGGCUCACGAAGGCCCCCGCACCGUCCGAGGUGCGACCGGUCGAAGUGCUGCGCUACUCGCUGCAGAACGUCAAGAACAAGUGGGUCGAAAAGCAGGACUACUACUAUGCGUGCGAUCAACUCAAGUCGAUCCGGCAGGAUUUGACGGUCCAAGGCAUCCGCGACGCGUUCACCGUGCAGGUCUACGAAACACACGCCCGCAUUGCGAUGGAAAAGGGCGACCACGAGGAGUUCAACCAGUGCCAAACGCAGCUCAAGAUGCUCUACUCCGAAGUGGGGGGCGAGAAUAUUCUGGAGUUUACGGCGUAUCGAAUCCUGUACUACAUUUUCACCAAAAACACGCUCGAUCUGACCACCAUCCUGAAAGCGCUCACUGCCACCGAACGGGAACAGGACGUGAUCAUUUUCGCGCUCAAACUCCGUUCGGCUUGGGCCCUCGGCAACUACAGUCGGUUCUUCACGCUGUAUCGGACGGCCCCAUUGAUGGCCGGUUAUCUGAUUGAUUGGUUUAUCGAGCGAGAGCGCAAGAACGCCCUGAAGACCAUUAUCAAAGCUUAUCGUCCCAAUUGCCCGGUGGACUAUGUCAGUCAAGCGUUGGCCUUUGAGAGUGUGGACAAAUGUUUCGACUGGUUAUCGACGUUCGAAUUGACCUUUAUUACCAAGCAAGGCGCGACUGCGGAGGAUGGAGGUGCUGCUGCUGCUUCGACGACAUCGGUUACGAGAUUCAUCGACUGCAAGACCAGUAUGAACGCGCUGGCAAACUUCUAAGCCUAGUCUCCUCGUGAGCACCCCAACAAGUGGUGCAAGGAAACCCAACAUCAAACCAAACUUCCGUCAUGGCGCCAAGUCUUUGUCCUUCUGGUCUGGCCGUUAGUCGAUUGAUUUUCGGGAUCAGCCCGAAUCGUUGUUUCCGCCAUGGAGAAAGUUUCGCCAGAUCGGAGGAAAGUAAAUAGUUGGCCGUUUUCUUGAGAAGACCAAGAGGAAUGCGUUUUAGAAUUCCUCUUCCUUUGGGAGGACUUCAGCUGCGUGCCCGGAUUGCCAAGUCGAAGAUGGUUGAGGGGACUGUGGAGCGACGAGAGAAGAAUGAUGGAUCCAGAGAUUUCUCGCGGAAGGACGAGAAAGAAGAAAAUUGUGUUGUGUUGCGUGAUUGAAUAUCUGAUUAUGAACUGUCGGUGGUAACCGAAACGGAGUGGACACUACUUCCGAGAAGGGGUGCGCCGAUGAAGAUUGUCUGAGUCCGCUGAGCCUUGUGGGGAUCGACUGCGAAGGAGGACGCGGCAUCCAUGACAUGGAGCAGAAGCCCGGAGGCUUCCGUGUGGAUCACAAACUCGAGGAUUUUGAAAAGAUCAAGAGUAGCAUGAGACUGUCCGGCACGGAACUGCCAAGUCUGUGGAAACGAGCAAGAAUUGCUGACUAGAAGAUAGAAGUCUUCAAACAAAUCGAAGUUAGCAGAAAUGUGUCGAAAGUCUAUCAGAAGCUUCCUGGAAGACGUCAUGACAAGUAAUGUGUUACCAGCAACCAAAUGAAGCUAAACUCAAUGAGCCAGGACAACUCGGGAGAGUUGCCGAAGCAAGCUACCAUCAUCUUCGGUGUAACGGUCGUACGCAGGAGACGCAGCUGAUUGGCCCCUAGAUCCUACCACAAGGCUGGCGACUAGACAUCGAUUGAGUCGUAAAUUACGCGUCGCGUGUGUUGUGAAAACCCGAGUGAAACUCUGGGAUGGAUUUCUUCUUAGGAACUCUACUGCUACCAUUGCAUUGCUCUUUCGAAGAUUGUCUUGUGAGAGGGUGCUGGGUUUUGUAUAUAACGGCCCCGGGUGAUAGCUGAUUUCCACCAACAUUAUCCAUGAUCGUUGAUAAGUGUAGCAAAGAAGAACUUUAAGCCAAUUUUAGAAGAAUCCUGUAUGAACUUAGUGACUAGGUGUAAAUAUUUGAUUGAAGAACUUCUAACUAGAUGAACUCUUUAAGUGAUUUUUGGGUUGGGUCAAACAUCGGAUUUCGUUGGAUUUUUUGAAUAUUCAUCAAUUCGCUGGAUCGAAUUCAGAACGGGAUACGGACAAUUGUACCCGGGGAAAAUUUUGCAGGUCGGAAACCGAGAGCGCACAAUUUGCUGCACCAGUAUAUGAACGAUCAACGCCUGAUCGAUAGUGCACGGUGCGACAUACCGAAAGAAAACUACAAGUCAUUUUCCUGAAAAACUCCCAAAACACUGUCCAUCCGCAAGCAGUAAUUCCUUUUCCCUAAUAUCCCGUCUAAGCCACUCUGUACGAUCCCGUCUAAAGCCAAUCCUAUCCCACGAUGAUUCCCAAUGUCCCCCCAAUUUAAAACAACCGAUAGCUGCUGAUCUUCCGAAGUUCUCGUUCAACGGAACGGAAGCGAUUGGAGACACUGAAGAGCCAGUGCGCUGGUGGAAAGCAAAGCGGCUGUGAAGAUGAAAAUGGUUCGCGGCGGUGUAAAUCUCCAUACUUUAAUUUUCGAUUUUGUUUUGCUUUAGUUUUUUUAUCAUUAUUGUUUCCAUUUUGUUUUUGUCGUUAACUAGUUGUACUUGCCAAUAAAAUAUAAUUUCUAAUGAAAGAACUAGCAUUCGCCGCGUGAGAUGCAGCACCGUUUGAUCGCUAUGGAUAGUUUUCCCUGCCCUUUACGAACUCCAAAAUGCCUUUGGAAAGUUCGAUCCCGAUGAUAUUCAAUAAAGUUUCGUUUUCAUUAAAAAAUGA